Messenger RNA from Xiphias gladius (swordfish), 2893 nucleotides. It is a transcript of the gene eif2ak2, whose product is annotated as eukaryotic translation initiation factor 2-alpha kinase 2. Lineage: Eukaryota; Metazoa; Chordata; Actinopteri; Istiophoriformes; Xiphiidae. Gene Ontology annotation, molecular function: microtubule binding; double-stranded RNA binding; microtubule motor activity. The coding region runs from base 164 to 2350 and encodes 728 amino acids. The transcript has 20 exons. Gene Ontology annotation, biological process: microtubule-based movement; protein phosphorylation. The record is from RefSeq and is a predicted model, not a curated record.
CUUUACCGUGGUCGAUGACCAAAUCGAAACUGGGCCCAGCCUUACGAAGACAUGGAGGAUGAGUGAGAUGAAAACGGAAAAGAUGCGUUAUUCUAAGAUUUGCACUUUGUCCACUGUUCUUUAUGUAAUCUGAUUUGCCAUUACGACCGUUCGGUAGUUUAUAAUGGCAACGGAGAACUGCGUAGCUAAACUAAACGAGUAUGUACAGAGAACACGCUCGUCGCUGAGAUAUGAGGACGUCGGAUCUGUCGGCCCUGAUCACAUCAAAACAUUUACCGUAAGAGCAGUCUUGAAUGGCAAGGUGUAUCCUGAUGGCGUGGGGAAGAACAAGAAGGAAGCCAAACAGAACGCGGCGAAAAAUACCCUGAGAGGCCUGUUUGAAGAACCAGCUGAUUGUACAGAAAAUUCACCAGAAGCUUCCGCAGCACCAGUUCAACAGACAAGUACGAGUAACAUCAACUAUAUAUGUUGGCUCAAUGAAUAUAGUCACAAGAGUAGGCUGCUUACAAGGGCUGUGGAGUCAACGAGACUGGGACCAAAUAAUGCAACUCUAUGUUGUAGCUAUGUUGUUGGUGAUAAGGAGUACCCAGCUGGCUAUGGGAAAACAAAGAGGGAAGCCAAGGAGGAGGCAGCAAAGCUUGUAUAUCAUGAGAUAUGUGGCAGUAAAACUGCAGAGACUGGAGAUGAGAAAUACAGUGGCACAUCAAGUCAGCAAAAGGAGGAAUCAAACCAAAAUGUGUCAGAGAUCUGUGAUAAGAUAAAAGGCUUGGAUGUAAAUACUGAAGGUGGAAGCUUUACAGAGACAAAUUUCAUAGGAAUUGUCAACCACUACUGUCAGAAAACAAAGCGCUCCCAUACAUUCAUCGAAGAGAGGAGAUGUGGCCCCCCUCAUAACCCUCAAUUUUUCUACAAAUUAGUGAUCGACAACAAGGAAUACCCUGUGGGUGAGGGUAAGAGCGUCAAGGAAGCCAAACAAAAUGCAGCUCAGCUGGCCUGGUCUGCUCUUCAGGAACAGUCCGAUUGGGACAGCAAGGUAACUUUCUGGUCAGCCGUGUCUGAUGGGGGUUCGCCAGCCAACCUGCCCACACUACCACGCACAGCGGAGACCUGCAAGGCACAGUCAAAAAGUAUGCCGACAUCUACAAGUGAAUCAGUUGUUUUCACCAAUUCACCGACUCUUCCCAAGGAUAAGUUUCAAAGUCCUGAUGUGAAGCCCAAGAUAAGGCUUGCAGCAAAUUUCCAAAACACCCGCAUAAACAGCAAAGAGGAGAUUUUCAAUUUCAAUGGAAAGCAUACAGGAAAUAGUCUGAGUAAGAAAACAACAACCCAGUCAGAAUCCUCAAGAUUUACAUCAGAAUUUGACUCGAUUGAGCGCCUCGGCAAAGGAGCCUUUGGUCGUGUUUUCAAGGCAAAAGAAAAACUGCUGAACAAGUAUUAUGCCAUAAAGAUUGUCCGCUGCAAAGAAAAAGCUCUACGAGAGGUGGGGGCAUUAUCAGACCUUCAUCACUCCAAUAUUGUUCGAUACUACACGUGUUGGAUGGAGGAUUCAGAGUACCAAUGGGACAGUACAGGGGACAGUAGCAGUGCUUCACGGUCAACCGGUAAUUCGUCUGUUAAGUACCUCUAUAUUCAGAUGGAGUUGUGUGACACCAAAACACUUAGAGUGUGGAUAGAUGAGAAAAAUACUCAGAAUGUGAAAAAAUCUUUGCGAGACUUCAAGAGAAGAGAGGAAAGUCUGACCAUUGCUCAGCAAAUAGUCAGCGGAGUCGAGUACAUUCACUUAAAAAAACUCAUCCACAGGGACCUUAAGCCUGCCAACAUCAUGUUCGGACGGGAUGGAGGGGUCAAGAUCGGAGACUUUGGUCUGGUCACUGCUGAGAAUGAUGACGAUGAGGAGAACCUGAUGGAGAGAACAGAGUACAAAGGAACCCCAUCUUACAUGGCCCCUGAGCAGAAGAGCAGGAGCACUUAUGACCGAAAAGUGGACAUAUUUGCUUUGGGGUUGAUAUAUUUUGAACUUCUUUGGAACCUCUCUGGCGAGAGGAAAGUGAUUUGGGACGAUGCCAGAAACCAUAAACUUCCUCAAGGAUUUUCUCACAAUUUUCCGGAAGAGAAUCAUAUUAUAAAGUCAAUGCUCCGUGUGAAACCAGAAGACCGACCCGAGGCUAGUAAACUGAAGAGGGACUUGGAAGAGUGCACUCAUACACUUAGGACACUUAAAAAUAUGCAGCGCGAUACACAAGUUUGUAAAAAGCAAACUUGUAUUGGAUCCGGGAUCCAGCAGAUAAGACUACAAGGGGCUGCUUUUGCAGUUCCUGACAGAAGAAGAAGUGUCAAUCAAAUUUUCUGAAUUCUGGCAGUGUUGUUGGCACAACUGAGAUCUAAACACAAUAAACCAGGAAAUGUCUCAACUAUGUUCUGACUCUGUUUCUGUUUUCGUGAGCCUGCAAUUACUUCACUGGUUAUAGUCGUUAAGAUAUUUUAAUCGAAGUGUUGCAGGUUCAUUCGAAAAUAAUACAGCAAGUUAUAGUAGAUCUCAGUGGGUUCUGACUCAGAUCAGUCUGAAUGGAAAUUGAAUAGAAUUUAAUAGGUUGAAGCUCUUAAGAAUUGACUUUUUCAAGAAACAAGUCGAGGGGAAUGAGGAGGAGGAAAGAAACAGUUAAGUGGAAGAACAAAGGAGUGCUGAGCUUCGUGUGAUUUGCAGGCGCAUUUAAAGGUAUAUGUUGGUCCAGGUGGGAGGAAGUCAUCAUCGACCCCAUAAGGCUGGGUCAUUGCAACCCAAAACACAGAACGUUAUAGGGGGUUGUCUAAAUGGUCUAAGGGACCACUAUCGGGUUGUUGAACAUGUACUCAUGCAUAUGGAGGCUUGAAAUCUCUGUCGUCACAAGCAUGA